AUGUUUAAUGCCUGCAGAGUAAAGCCAUGCUUCUGUUGCUAUAAUUACAGUCACAUCGGCACUCAAUGCAACGCAGGCCAAGCAUGCGGCUAUUGCGCCGAGCUACAUGAGACCAAGAACUGCAAGCAGAAGGGGGUAGAAGGCUGCACCCCCAGAUGCACAGUCUGCAAAGGUGUCCACACAGCAUGGAGCAAUGCCUGCUCAGCAAGAAAGAAAGAGUUAGUAAGAGAUGAACAGGCAAAGCAGGUCCGGAACAUCUACUGGCACGUUAUCUCCAAGGACGAAUCCCCCAGGGACGACAACCCGCGGUCAAAGCACCGCCGUACACGCGAGCCUGCCGCCAACCGAAUCAUCGCAGUCGCAAAUUCCCCUGAGGUGGAGCCCUCGGAUCACGGAACCCGCGCCUUGGAACCUCCAAAUGCGCGAGCAGGAAAUUCUCUCCAGGAAUCGCAGAUACCCGUGGAGAUCGAGGCUGCACGGACAUUGUCCGCUACUCCAAUUGCAGAGGACUGGGCGACACCAGCAUCACCAGAAGAACCCCUAAUCGACCCACAGCUACUGGCAACAGAGCGACUCCUGGAGGCCGACCCGGCGGCAGAUGGCGUCCCGAACGCCGAGGUCGUGGAAAUGGCGCCAAUAGACGCUGCGUCAAGCCAGCAACCUCUAUACCCCAUUUGGGAAGAGUUCAACGUCCAUGACGCGGACGCAUGGCUGGCCGGAUUGGCGGACAGUCUUCCCGAGGACGGACCGCACCUUCCCGAGACAGCGGGAUCCCCGCUGACCUCCGUGGCAACGAACAACAGUACGGCACAAGGAAAUAUCUACAAAGGAUGUAACUGCCCGGAGCACCAGGAAAUCUACGGCAACUGGCCAACACGCGAUGCCGAGCUAACAAUCACUAAAUGCAUGAAGAUAUGCAUGUACUGCGGCAAAGACUUUGAGGUAGCAUCAGAACUACGCUCACAUAUAAGGAAAAGGAGGAACGCCAACCCACCCAUCAGAUCCCCGAACAACUCGCAGCCAAUCCCGCACAAACAGCACCGACGCAGCACUGCUCUCAUGACGAGACACCAGGAACUACAGAUCUUACAGUACAACAUCCAGAAUUCAAGAGACGUCGUUCUAGCAAGCCUAUUCCAGGACCCCAGGAUUCUAGAAUACAACGUGCUAGCAAUCCAAGAGCCCCGGCGUAACCCUUUCAUCGCGACAUCCUACCACCCUCUCAAAGCACACUUUCAACUAACAUACCUCGACGACAACGCCACAAGGGUAUGCUUUUACAUCAACAAACGAAUCGACCCAGGCACAUGGAGUGUUUCACACCUGUCCAAGGACAUCACCACCCUAGCCAUCCGCGACCCCUCCUCAGGCAGAAAUAUCCGUGUAUUUAAUGUCUACAACGAAGUGAGAACCGACACACUCUCCACACUUGCUGGCGCUAUCGACAGGCUGGAAUCUUAUAAGGAAGCCAUAGUACUCGGAGACUUCAACCUGCAUCACCCUCUCUGGUCAGCGGCACAUCGACAGGCUAGAUACGGGCCAAACGCCCAAGAGCUCCUCACAAUUAUUGAGAAUUUCCAGCUGCAGCUUCUCACAGUGCCUGGAACCCCGACCCACCGAUGGAAAGACGGAGAAAUCAACCUCGCAUUUGGCAUCCCACAUAAUCCACUGCAAGAUUAA
Messenger RNA from Blastomyces dermatitidis ER-3, 1680 nucleotides. RefSeq lists its product as uncharacterized. NCBI's taxonomy places the organism in Eukaryota, Fungi, Ascomycota, Eurotiomycetes, Onygenales, Ajellomycetaceae. The coding region runs from base 1 to 1680 and encodes 559 amino acids. The record is from RefSeq and is a predicted model, not a curated record. Gene Ontology annotation, molecular function: catalytic activity. The transcript has 2 exons.